UUUUUUUUACAUUUUAGGUAAGACUAAGUUCUCAACCUUUGUUAUUACCAGCUCUCAGAACCUUAAAUUUUCUGACCCCACAAAUGUGGAUGUGGUCAUGGCUAGUAACUAGUAAUAUUGAGAGAGAGAGAUCGAGGUAAAAAUGAGACAUAUAGUGGAGUGUGUAAUAUGAGAAUCGUAGCUUUAAAGGAUGAGACAGUGAUAAAUGUUGCUUUCAGCAAAGGAUCGGAUAGAUGUAAAGGCAAGUUUGUAACAGUAGUGUUGAGACAAAUAAUUGGUGUAUUGAUGUGUAAUGCAGAUGGGGAAUGAUUUCACAAAAUGAAGAUGCCUUCAUUUCCGGAAAUUACCUUUCUUGUUACAUACUCUCUGCAUCUCCAUACACCACUUUCACUUUCACUUUCACAAAAAUCUUAUUGUAUAUUAUAUUAUAAAAGUCCGUAUCUAGUUGAGAAGACUACUAAUUGUCACCCAAUGGAAUGGAAUUUGCGAAAACACAAUACCCUCAGGCUCACAUUCAGAAUUCGAAUGCAGAUUUCACAUUUCUUUCUCGGUGAAGCCAUAAGCAUAAGAAAUUGAUGACCACAAAAAUUGAGGUAUAGCAUAGGCUGAGUUAGACUGGCACGAGAAGCCAAAAUUACUGACUUGUCCAUGUGGGCCCACCAUUUUUGUAUUAUUUAUAUCCAAUCCCAUCUUCACAUUUAAGUUAGCACUCUCUCCCCACAGUGAAUAGUGAUGGCUUCUUCUCCAUCUCCAGUAGUUAAUGUUGUUGUUGUGUUGAUCAUCAUCUCCCUGAGGCUGAUCAAUGCAGCUGAAUGGCCUCCCUCACCGGGCUACUACCCUAGCUCCCGUUAUCGCACCAUGAGCUUCUACCAAGGCUAUAGGAAUCUUUGGGGCCCUGCUCACCAGAGUGUCGACAACAAUGGCGUCACUAUUUGGCUCGACAGAAACUCUGGAAGCGGGUUCAAGUCGGUUAAACCGUUUCGUUCCGGUUACUUUGGAGCCUCCAUUAAGCUCCAACCCGGUUAUACAGCCGGAGUUAUUACAGCUUUCUAUCUUUCAAACAAUGAAGCUCAUCCGGGGUUCCACGAUGAGGUGGACAUCGAGUUUCUUGGGACAACCUUUGGGAAGCCAUACACCCUUCAAACAAAUGUUUAUGUGAGAGGGAGUGGGGAUGGGAGAAUUAUUGGGAGAGAGAUGAAAUUUCAUUUAUGGUUUGAUCCCACACAGGAUUUUCAUCACUAUGCCAUUCUAUGGACUCCCAAGGAGAUCACAUUCUUUGUGGAUGAUGUGCCGAUAAGGAGGUAUCCAAAGAAGAGUGUAGCAACAUUUCCACUAAGGCCAAUGUGGGUGUAUGGGUCGAUAUGGGACGCAUCAUCAUGGGCCACAGAGGAUGGCAAAUAUAAGGCCGAUUAUCGCUACCAACCCUUUGUCGGAAAAUUCACCAACUUCAAGGCCACCGGCUGCUCUGCCUACUCCCCGCCGCGCUGCCGCCCCGUCUCCGGAUCGCCCUACCGCUCCGGCCGCCUCACGGCCCAGCAGAGCAGCGCUAUGCACUGGGUGCAAACUCACUAUUUGGCAUAUGACUACUGCAGGGACUAUAAAAGGGACCAUUCCCUAACACCCGAAUGCUUCCGUUAAUUCAUUCCUAUUUUAUUAUAAAUGCACUACCAAAUCUUCUCAUCUCUAAUUAAUUUCAACAUUCUUCCAUUUCAAAAAAAAAAAAAAAAAGUUUCUUGAGAUGUGUUCAUCUACUCUUGCCAACGACAGUGCAAGAGUAGAACUGCAUCCAAGCAACCAAAAAAAAUGUAUACAAGGAAAGAGAAAAAAAAAAGGUGUACUUAUUUUAAUUCUUGUGGGUUUUUGUUGAUGUAUUUAGUUUUUUUUUUUCUCUCUUUCUUAAGAAAAACAUUGAAAUUCAAUACGAGAGUGGUGAGAAAAUAAGAAAAUGAGUGAGGCCAGUCGCACUACAAUACUGUAUUAUUACAUUCACUUGUCAAUUCUCAAAUAAAGCAAGAUCUUUUUUUUCA
Molecule: messenger RNA, 2027 nt
Organism: Salvia miltiorrhiza (redroot sage)
Lineage: Eukaryota; Viridiplantae; Streptophyta; Magnoliopsida; Lamiales; Lamiaceae
Product: probable xyloglucan endotransglucosylase/hydrolase protein 32
Exons: 4
Coding region: 733-1638 (301 amino acids)
Biological process (GO): xyloglucan metabolic process; cell wall biogenesis
Cellular component (GO): apoplast; cell wall
Molecular function (GO): hydrolase activity, hydrolyzing O-glycosyl compounds; xyloglucan:xyloglucosyl transferase activity
Source: RefSeq, a predicted model, not a curated record